UCACCAAUAUACAACCAAACUCUGCCUCUCUAGCUAGAUAAGUCCCUUCAUUCUUCCUUCACUAGCAAGCAAACACAUGAAUAUGUCACCAAUUUAACUUAUCCUACCCUUGAACCGACGUCUCUAUACACAUAUAUAGGAUUAUACACAACAUAUAGAGCUAAUUAUUUGACACAGACAUACAUAUAUAUAUAUAUAUGGGUAACGCAGACGACAAAAGCCCGUACCAUGUUGUGAUUCCUCCACCAAAACCAUUUCUCAAGUCCCUGAAAGACAAUCUCAAAGAGACUUUUUUCCCUGAUGAUCCUUUCAGGCAAUUCAGGAAUGAAACUCUCUCUAGAAGAAUUGUUUUAGGGUUGCAGUACUUUGUACCGAUCUUGGAAUGGGCUCCUCGCUACACUUUCGACUCCUUCAAAGCCGAUCUUGUAGCCGGAAUUACUAUUGCCAGUCUUGCUGUUCCUCAAGGCAUAAGCUAUGCCAAUUUAGCCAACUUACCACCCAUUUUGGGUCUAUACUCGAGCUUUGUACCGCCUCUCGUGUAUGCCAUGCUAGGAAGUUCGAGAGACGUGGCGGUGGGCACGGUCGCCGUUGCAUCGCUCCUGAUAGCAUCUAUGUUGGGGAAGGAGAUUAACCCUAAUGAGAACCCAAAGCUUUAUCUUCAACUAGCUUUGACAGCUACUUUCUUUGCCGGAGUUCUUCAAGCUGCUAUGGGAUUCUUAAGGCUUGGGUUCAUCGUGGACUUUCUGUCACAUGCAACAAUAGUUGGUUUUAUGGGUGGAGCGGCCACUGUGGUUUGUCUUCAGCAGUUGAAAGGGAUUCUGGGCUUGGUUCAUUUCACUAGUGGGACUGAUCUUGUUUCAGCCAUGCGCUCUGUCUUCACCCAAACUCACCAGUGGAGAUGGGAAAGUGUUGUCUUGGGGUGUUGCUUCCUCUUCUUCCUACUCCUCACUAGAUACUUAACCAAGAAAAAAGCAGCCUUCUUUUGGAUCAAUGCAAUGGCUCCUCUCACCUCUGUUGUUUUGGGAAGCCUCCUUGUUUAUUUCACUCAUGCUGAAAAACAUGGUGUUCAAGUGAUUGGGCACCUGAAGAAAGGUUUGAAUCCACCAUCUGUCACGGAAUUGGCUUUUGGGUCUCAAUAUCUCACCACAGCCAUCAAAACUGGAGCCAUCACUGGCGUCAUUGCUCUUGCGGAAGGAAUAGCAGUUGGGAGAAGCUUUGCCAUGUUUAAGAACUAUCACAUCGAUGGCAACAAAGAGAUGAUCGCCUUUGGGAUGAUGAACAUCGCAGGCUCUUGUACUUCUUGCUACUUAACCACAGGUCCUUUUUCCCGAACAGCAGUGAAUUUCAAUGCAGGAUGCAAGACAGCAGUGUCCAACAUAGUAAUGGCAACGGCUGUGAUGAUCACAUUGUUAUUCCUCACCCCCUUAUUCCACUACACUCCCCUUGUGGUGCUUUCCUCCAUCAUCAUUGCUGCCAUGAUCGGCCUGAUAGACUACGAAGCCGCCAUUCACCUCUGGAGAGUCGACAAGUUUGAUUUCCUUGUCUGCAUCAGUGCUUACAUUGGUGUGGUCUUUGGCAGUGUAGAGAUUGGCUUAGUUAUUGCGGUCGCACUGUCCUUGCUAAGGAUGCUCCUAUUUCUGGCAAGGCCAAGGAUUAUUGCUUUGGGUAACCUUCCCAACAGCAUGAUUUACAGAAACAGAGAUCAAUAUCAAGUUUCUAACAGUGUUCCUGGAGUUCUCAUUCUUCAAAUCGACACACCCAUCUACUUCGCAAAUUCAAACUACCUAAGAGAAAGGAUCUCAAGAUGGAUCAACGAGGAGGAAGACAAGCUAAAAUCUACAGAAGGACCAAGCUUACAGUAUGUUAUCCUAGAUAUGAGUGCUGUUGGUAGCAUAGAUACAAGUGGGACAAGCAUGCUCGAAGAGCUCUGCAAGAAUAUUGAUAGAAGGGGUCUCAAGCUGGUGCUAGCAAACCCACAAAGCGAGGCAAUUAAAAAGCUAGAGAAAACAAAGCUAAUAGAGACUAUUGGCCAAGAAUGGAUCUAUCUUACAGUGGGAGAGGCUGUAGCAGCAUGCAACUUCAUGUUAUCCACAUGCAAAUCAAAUAGGCUCACAGCAGAAUGCAGUGCACAAGACAACAAUGUCUGAUCUAGAAGGAGCGAAGAGCUGCAGAAGGCUUGAUGCAUCCUAAAUAAUACCAUAGAGCAAGAAAAGGGGCAAAGCAGACACUUCCUGGGGUGAACUUACAAAGCAUGUGCAGUAUAAAAUACAUGCAAUUGCAAAUUGGGAUAUUGAUUCUUACUAGAUAAGAAUUCUUUUCCCCUUUCAAUUGUUCCUUCCAUCAGUAAUAUUCAAAAUCAAAAUCAGAUCCUUAAUCUUUAAUCACAUACUUGGGCCUCUAAUGGCGAUGCAUCAACAAUGAAUCCUUUCUCCUAUUAUCUAAAAUUUAUUACGACCUGUCAAACCAACAUCUCUGACUUACACUAACAAGAGAGAGAGAGAGAGAGAACAGAUAAGAGAGCAUUGAAAACAUGUCAUACUACUCUCAUA
This is a messenger RNA of Tripterygium wilfordii, 2549 nucleotides long. Its product is annotated as sulfate transporter 3.1-like. Gene Ontology annotation, cellular component: membrane. The coding region runs from base 198 to 2147 and encodes 649 amino acids. Gene Ontology annotation, molecular function: secondary active sulfate transmembrane transporter activity. The record is from RefSeq and is a predicted model, not a curated record. Lineage: Eukaryota; Viridiplantae; Streptophyta; Magnoliopsida; Celastrales; Celastraceae. The transcript has 12 exons. Gene Ontology annotation, biological process: transmembrane transport.